AUGGAAAAUAAGAAAUGGAAUGAAAAAAUAAAGUGGAGAAAAAUUUUGUAUGAAAAACAACCUUUUCCAGACAAUUACAGUGGUGGUGAAGAAUUUCUGAAAGAACUGAGGAAAAACGAAAAUGUAGUGGAAUAUAAAUUACUGGAAGCAGUACGCGGUGCAAGUCGUAUCGUUAUACACGCAGAUGCUGUUGUUAUUUAUCUUUUGAUUUUUUAUCUUCUUUCGAAUUUUCCUUCAUAUUCGAAUGAAAUUUCAAUGAUUAUUUUAUCACUUUCCUUCCCGCUUUAUGGUUUUCAUUUGUAUUUACGGCGAUAUCGAAAUGCUGCACAGAAUGCUGCUGAUCAUUUGCUCACUUUUGCCAUUCUUCUUUCAUUCGGUUAUGGAUUUACACCUAUUAUUCGGUAA
Messenger RNA from Dracunculus medinensis (Guinea worm), 405 nucleotides. The record is from the annotation of a GenBank genome assembly. Lineage: Eukaryota; Metazoa; Nematoda; Chromadorea; Rhabditida; Dracunculidae.